AUGACGGAGAAGAGGGCUAGACGGCCGGAUGAGGCGCAGAGUGAGAAACCAGCCCGAGAGCGACACCGUGUGAAACGCCGCCGAGUCGACGAGGCCGCAGAUGAGCGGGAGGAAGCUAUACAGGACACUCCAGAGAAGAGUCCCAAGGAGAAGAGCAAAGAGAAGUCCCCAGGAAAAGCCGAAGAGAAGCCGAUAGAGGACACACCAGAGACAAGUACGCCGUCAAAAUCUCACAAGAAGAAAAAGAAGGACAAGGAGAAGAAUGCAGUCGCAAAGACACCGAAGUCGAACGAUGAGAAAGCAAUCGCGCGGCAAAGGGAACCAAAUGGCUGGCGAAUGUCUCCUACUACUGGUGGCCGUCUCCUAAAUCUAGAUCCUGUCUUUACCAAGGACGAAGAUCAUAUAAUUCUAAGUCUUGAGUCCGCCAUCCAGGUCUACUCGACGUCGACCUCGCAUGCCGUCCGUGGCCUUCGAUCUUGUGAUAACACACGUAUCUCUGGCUGUGUACUCUCUCCGAUCGACGAUGAGAUAGCAUACGUCUCUACCUCAGGCGGUGCAAUUGCCGAAUGGAACUGGACAACCGGAGAGACCCAGCGAACUAUGCAACUUGAAGGAUCAUAUUUGCUAUCUAUCAAGGUGGAACAGGGCCCUCAAAAGGAUGGCAAUGAAGAAGAGGAUGUGAAGGAUGUUGCUGUCUUUGCACUGGUCAUGCGAGAUGGGAAGCGUGAAAUAUCAAUCAACUCCUUCGAUAAGUCGGGAGAUCAGCCUCAGAAUGAUGGCCCAAAACAUCAUUCUGUUAUCCUGGAGACUUCUACCCAGAUAAACGACUUUAGACUCGCUGCGGGCGGAUCAGUGAUUAUUGCUAUAGCUGGAAGUUCUCUUAUCAUUGGACAUCAGGCUAAAGGUUCAGAGCGCGAACCGGAAUACACAUGGCGCGAAGUACAGUUACCCUUCACUACGACUAGCUUCGACAUACGUGAGCCCGAUAGGGAGUCUAGCACGAAAAAGGGCAACAAGAAACCCGUCGUUGAUCUUGUAGUGGGACAAAAUGAGGGAGCUAUUAUCAUGUACAGUGAUGUAUUGAAUACUCUCAAGGGGCUUGAGAACCGUCGGAUGGCGGAGCCAGGUGCCUCGUCACUGAAGUUCCAUUGGCAUCGCGGACCUGUCAAGACUGUUCGAUGGUCAAAAGAUGGAAAUUAUCUCAUCUCUGGUGGCCUCGAAACCGUCAUGGUCCUCUGGCAGCUUGAUACUGGGCGGAAGCAAUUCUUGCCCCACCUCACUUCUGCGAUAUGCAAUAUCGUUGUCUCUCCUAAGGGCAGUAGUUAUGCCAUUAAGCUUCAGGAUAACUCUGCCAUGGUCUUGACUACCUCUGAGCUUAAGCCGACUGCAAGCAUUAGUGGGCUACAGGUGCUCGAGGACUCCAGAGAACGCCAUCACAAACUGCCCUGCAGGCUUCCGGCGCUCGUACAUCCUAUACACAGUAACCAUCUCCUUAUCGCCGGUUCGACGGCAAUGGGAAGAGACGCAACCAACUCGUCUUAUAUUCAAACCUUCGACAUGCGCUCCAACCAACAAGUCUACCGUCAAGCUCUGACCCGUACCAAUGCCUCUGUCCUCAAUGUUGGUCCACAGGGAACUCAGUUAACUACCCCGGACAUCACGUUUGUUCAGGUAUCCCAUGAUGGCUCCUGGCUUGCCUCCAUCGAUGAAUGGCAGCAAUACCCGGAUGAUGUUAAGGCCUUAUACCCCGGUAUUGAGCAUCAAAGCCGCGAGCCGAAGCGGGAGGUGUGUCUUAAAUUCUGGCGCUGGAACGAACCCACUACGGAAUGGGAACUCGUGUCUCGCGUCAACUCACCGCAUACUUCGACUACCGGCGAAGCUCUGGCAGUCCUUGACCUUGCUGUGCAUCCGCAGGGCUAUAUGUUUGCCACCGUAGCUUCGGAUGGAAUGCUCAGAAUCUGGACACCGGACAGCAAAAGCACGAGGAAAAUGAACAGUCGUGGCGGAGGUACUAAUCAAGUGAAGUCCUGGCGAUGCUCGCAUGUUAUUCCUCUUGAAGAACCGAACGAUCAACCCUCUGCUUCACUAUGCUUUUCUGAAGACGGCUCUGCGUUGGCUGUGUGCUGGUCCACUGUCUCUCGUUGUGGGCUGGUUUACCUCCUCGACCCCGAAACAGGCCGCCUUCACCUCUCACGUCAAGGCCUCUACACGGACCCUGCUCAGGGUUGUGGAUUUAUCGACCGAUACUUGAUAAUUGUCUCUGACUCUGCCUUUGUCUGGGAUACUGUAUCUGACCGAGUUAUCUCCCGGAUUCCCUUGCGAAUCAAGAAAGCAAAGGACAACUUCCAAUCAUAUCUAGCAAUCAACCCUCGCAGCCGGACCUUUGCAACCUGCUUCUCUCGUCCUCCAGUAGACCAUUCGAAUCCAGUGUCGAAAAAGGGGAAAUCAGCGAGAAACCAACUCUGUGUCUUUAACGUUGAAUCAUCUUCUCCGAUCUUCCAGUCUUCAAUAGACAACACCCCGCUUGCCUUGUUACCUGACACAAAGACAGGUGAAUACAUAAUCAUCGAUUCAUCUGCGUCUAUCACUAGAAUGACAUCAGGCGUUGCAUCAGUUCUACCGGAUUCUGCAUUCGCUGAGUCCACAUUACCCCUCAAGAGCGGGCUGGAGGAUAUCUUUGGUUCAUACCGGAGGCUCCCCAAGGCUUCAACUGAGAAGCCAUCUGAAGAGCAGGAAACGGCUGGUGCAAUUGAGAAGAAGAAGAGCCUGGCUGAUGUAUUUGACAUUGCCCCAUCGUUUGCUCUGCCUAGUGUCGAUUCUCUGUUUAAAAGCGUUGUUAAUGUUUUUGCAAAGGGAUAA
Messenger RNA from Trichophyton benhamiae CBS 112371, 2859 nucleotides. Its product is annotated as WD repeat protein. NCBI's taxonomy places the organism in Eukaryota, Fungi, Ascomycota, Eurotiomycetes, Onygenales, Arthrodermataceae. Gene Ontology annotation, molecular function: protein binding; RNA binding. The record is from RefSeq and is a predicted model, not a curated record. Gene Ontology annotation, biological process: positive regulation of rRNA processing; positive regulation of transcription by RNA polymerase I. Gene Ontology annotation, cellular component: nucleolus. The transcript has 3 exons. Bases 1 to 2859 code for a protein of 952 amino acids.